UACUCUUUAUGAAAAAUGUCAUAUACUGAAAACUCUGAGAGUUCCGAAUCAUCAAAUGAGAGCAAUGAAUGGGAAGAAAUAGUGUUUCAAUCAAAUCGAGCAUUUGAUAACAUGUUGGUUGAAUUACUCAUAAACAUGCCGGAUAUGAUCAUUAGAGAUCAUUCUCCUACAGUAAGAAGAAGGUAUUGUGAUCGUGAACGUGAACAGGGUAAGGCGCGCUUGAUGAAAGACUACUUUGUUGAGAACCCAACAUAUGAUGAAGUAACAUUUUGACGUAGAUUCCGAAUGCGGAAACCACUAUUCCUACGUAUAGUGGAAGCUGUUAUAGCUAAUGAUGUAUAUUUUCAACAAAGACGUGAUGCCACAGGCAGGCAAGGUCUUUCAUCAUUGCAAAAAUGUACUGCAGCUAUGCGUGUUCUAGCGUAUGGGACAUCAGUAGAUGCACAUGAUGAAUAUUUAAGAAUAAGUAAAACUGUAACAGGGGAUGCUCUUAUGAAGUUCGUAGAAGGUGUUAUUUCGUGUUUCAGUCAACAGUACCUUAGAAAGCCCAAUGAUAAUGAUUUAGCAAGGUUACUCCAUGUUGGGGAAGAACGUGGAUUCCCAGGAAUGAUUGGCAGCAUUGAUUGUAUGCAUUGGGAAUGGAAAAAUUGUCCCAAUGCUUGGGCUGGGCAAUUUGCAGGUAGAAGCGGCAAACCAACAAUCAUUUUAGAAGUCGUUGCAUCAUAUGAGUUAUGGAUAUGACACGCAUUCUUCAAAACACCAGGUUCGUGCAAUGAUAUUAACAUCCUUCAACGAUCUCCAGUUUUUGAUGAUGUAUUGUCUGGUCGGGCACCAAAUGUUAGUUACGUCGUGAAUGGUAAAGAAUAUAAAAGGACGUAUUAUCUCACCGGUGGCAUAUAUCCUUCAUGUGACAACUCGAAACCUAGAACCUUUCGUUGUGUCUUGAUGUAGCUUGCUUGUACGUUAUGUGACUAGU
Molecule: messenger RNA, 976 nt
Organism: Helianthus annuus (common sunflower)
Lineage: Eukaryota; Viridiplantae; Streptophyta; Magnoliopsida; Asterales; Asteraceae
Exons: 1
Coding region: 286-741 (151 amino acids)
Source: RefSeq, a predicted model, not a curated record